UCGAAGGUCCUGGCAACUAGCAAUAUCGUUCCUGGGAGUUAAGAGUAUUUGGCAGUGAAAGAUGUCGGGUCGUGGCAAAGGAGGAAAGGGACUGGGAAAAGGAGGAGCCAAGAGGCACAGGAAAGUGCUGCGUGACAAUAUUCAGGGCAUCACGAAGCCGGCGAUUCGUCGUUUGGCCAGAAGAGGAGGCGUCAAGAGGAUUAGCGGCCUCAUCUACGAGGAAACUCGUGGUGUGUUGAAGAUUUUCCUCGAGAAUGUGAUUCGCGAUGCUGUUACUUACACUGAGCACGCUCGGAGAAAGACGGUCACCGCCAUGGAUGUCGUCUACGCACUUAAGAGGCAGGGCAGGACUCUCUAUGGUUUCGGUGGUUGAUUUCCCUUUUGCUUAGGGUUUUCUAGUGUAUUAUUUGCUAGCAUUGUAAAUCAUGUCUGAAUUGGGUAUUGUUCGCUAUUUGGAUAUCUGCUAUGGAUUUGUUGAACUCUAAUCAACAAUACCUAUUGGAAAUUUGCUUUUAAUUCAGUUGCAUGGCUAUAUGAUGAAGAAAUUCUGAUUCCUCUCA
Messenger RNA from Neltuma alba, 560 nucleotides. RefSeq names its product histone H4. Gene Ontology annotation, molecular function: protein heterodimerization activity; DNA binding; structural constituent of chromatin. The transcript has a single exon. The record is from RefSeq and is a predicted model, not a curated record. Gene Ontology annotation, cellular component: nucleosome. Lineage: Eukaryota; Viridiplantae; Streptophyta; Magnoliopsida; Fabales; Fabaceae. The coding region runs from base 62 to 373 and encodes 103 amino acids.